AUGGAUCCAAUCUUGGAUGGAUUGAAUCAUGCGCAGCGUGAGGCUGUCACCUCAUCGGGCUCAGUUCUCCAAGUGCUCGCGCCACCAGGUUCCGGCAAAACAAAGACAUUGACGGCGCGCGUCGCGUACCUUCUAUCACACCACGGCUACCAGCCUCAAGAUGUGAUAUGCUGCACCUUCACGAUCAAGGCCAGUCGUGAAAUGCGCGAGCGUCUUGCCAAACUUAUUGGUGAAAAACUCGAAUCGCGCUUGAUUCUCGGCACUUUCCACUCGAUCUGUCGACGCUACUUGGUCAAGUACGGGUACCUGAUUGGCCUGCGGAAGGGAUUCGGGAUUGCAGAUUCGGACGACACCCGCGCAAUCAUCAAAAGAACCAUUAAGCGGUUGAACUCUAGCAUUGAAGUCAAGGCAGCCCAGGGCCGUAUCUCUCGGCACAAGGCGCAUGGCUUGAGCCCAGAUGCAUUGGCUGAACGGGCCAAGGCUGAAGAGCUGGAGCUCGUCGAUAUCUACCGGGAUUAUCAAUCGGCAUUGGCUGCUUCUAACCUGCUAGACUAUGACGACCUUCUUUUGCGUUGCAGUGAUCUCCUGCGGGAUCAUCCACAGUGUGUGUCCAACGUACAGGCCGUACUAGUGGACGAGUUCCAGGACACCAAUAUCAUUCAGUAUGAACUGAUGAACCUCUUUGCCUCCAAAAGUCGGCGAAUCACGAUCGUCGGAGACCCUGAUCAGAGUAUCUACGGCUUCCGUUCUGCUGAGAUCAAAAAUCUCAAGCGUAUGCAAGGCCGUUACUCAAACACAACGGUCGUUCUCUUAGAGGACAAUUACCGCUCUGCGGGUUCCAUUCUCAGUGCUGCCCAGGAUGUCAUUGAGCAGGACGAGGCUCGGCCCGCUAAGGCUCUCCAGGCCACCCACACAUUUGGGACCCUGCCUGUGUUAAGAAAACUUCCAACCCCCAAUGCAGAGGCACAGUGGAUGGUUCUUGAGAUCAAAAGAGCCGCAGCUAUGACUGGAGGUCUCUUACGCAUGUCCGACUUUGCGAUCCUACUCAGAUCGGCUUCGCUGUCAACGCAGAUAGAGACAGCGUUCGGGAGAGCAGGCAUUCCGUACAAGAUGGUUGGAGGCCGAAAGUUCUUCGACCGAACCGAGGUGAAGAUUCUGCUUAAUUACAUGCGAGUUGCUAGUCAUACGGGGCAUUCCGAUGCGCUAUUGAACAUUGUCAAUGUUCCGCCGCGGAGAAUUGGCGAUGAGACAAUCAGGCAAUUGACAAGCGGUGCGGAGCAGGCCAAGCUUCCGUUAUGGGACUUCAUCAAGGAUGUCAUUCAAGGGCGCCGCUCGACUGAAAAGAAACUGCAAAAAGCCGCAGAACAGGGGCUUUGUAACCUGGUGAAGCUGAUUGAGGCCUCUCGGCAAAAGCUGCAGGAGUGUGAAGAUGCCUCGGCUCCCCGUGUGCUCAUCGAGUUUAUUGCGGAGCGGCUUUCAUUCCAGGAAUAUCUCAUAAGAACAUAUCCACUGGACGAGGACACCCGCUGGGCAAAUGUCAAGGAAUUGAUGCACCAAGCCACGGAAGUCGCAGCUUUUGAAGAGGAAGAGGUCGACAAGGAGAUGGACCUUCCCGAGAUCCAGGGCUUGGAACAACAGCAGGCACAUGCUGGUGAAGAAGCUCUGACUCGUUUCCUUGCAAACGUCGCAUUAGCGACAGAGAUCACCACGGAAGAGGACAACAAAGAGGAGACUCCCAAAGAGAAGGUCACUAUUUCAACCAUUCACGCCGCCAAGGGGUUGGAGUGGCCUGUGGUCUUCGUACCUGCGGUGUACAAUGGGAGUAUUCCACAUUCGCGCGCUGAGGUGAUAGAAGAAGAGAGAAGAUUACUAUAUGUCGCAAUGACAAGAGCACAAGCUCUCCUAUAUUUGAGCUUGCCUAUUCGACAACCACGACUAGGGGAAGGAGAAGACGGCGCAACAACAAUAACGCCAUUCCUCCCUCCCAAACUGACCAAAACACGGUUUCGACCGACGGGACCAUCUCUUCACGAAAAGGUGGUUUACUCAAUUGCCGAUAUCCUUCGACGUCCUCGGCCGUCCGUUGAUGAUAUGUAUAAAGGGCUCGAGUUUCUGCCAUCGACACUGGAUGAUCGAUGGACAUCGGAAGGUGAAGAAGAUCGCAGCAAGUUUGAGGGCACCUCAGUCUCUCACGAUACCUCCGACGAGCCCAAUCCCAAGCGACGGCGCUCUGACAUGAACCAGGGACCCAACACAACGACCUAUAUGUCAUCCACUGGGUAUACUAUGAACAACUCGACAGGGUUUACCCUUCCACCCGCCGCUUCAUCCGGGUUUACAUCUGCGCGAGAUCACCAUGCCGCUUACCCCCAACCUACCUCGGAGUCAGCCGCGGAGUCAGCUUCAAGCAGCCGUGCGGAUGCAACGGGGGCAAAUAAGCCGAAACCAUCCAGCGGCGCAGGCCGCAAGGACGGCCUCACACAAGCCAGCAUAUCCAAUUUCUUCGGGGGCCCGGGGACCCAGAAACGGGAGCCUGUUCUGCCUAAUCGGCCACAGCCACCAUCCCGAAGAUACGAACUCUCAACGUCACAGAACCCAGGUCUCCCCCCAAAGUCCAAUGUGCCGCCUACUCUCUCCUCUCAUCGUGUCCAGCCACGGCCGCUCAUCCCUACCGGGCCAACACUGGAGUCUGCCAACACCAGUGGCUACACGUGGUUGGCGACUCCGUCGAGACCCCCAGCCUCGAAGCCCAAAAUACCGAUGACGCAGGAACAGGGCGCGCGUGCUGUUUCGGCGAACGGCACAGCCGGGGCAGAGGUGAAACCCGAGGCUUCGCGAGGGUUCCAGUCCGCGUCGACGUUCCACACGACGACAAUGUCAAUGGUCCAACAGGGGCCGAGGCGUACGUUGGGGAUUCGGCGAAGCAUGAAUGGGUGGCAAGAUCGGAUGAAGCGAGAGAGCGGUGGAGGCUGA
This is a messenger RNA of Penicillium olsonii, 2973 nucleotides long. Lineage: Eukaryota; Fungi; Ascomycota; Eurotiomycetes; Eurotiales; Aspergillaceae. The record is from the annotation of a GenBank genome assembly.